Molecule: messenger RNA, 1185 nt
Organism: Sparassis crispa
Lineage: Eukaryota; Fungi; Basidiomycota; Agaricomycetes; Polyporales; Sparassidaceae
Exons: 7
Coding region: 1-1185 (394 amino acids)
Biological process (GO): mRNA alternative polyadenylation
Cellular component (GO): mRNA cleavage and polyadenylation specificity factor complex
Molecular function (GO): mRNA binding
Source: RefSeq, a predicted model, not a curated record
AUGCCUGAGGACGACUUCGACAUUUAUGGCGAAGACGACGGCUUUAACGCCCCCAAAUCAGCAGAGUCGCUCGAAGAGUACCAUGUGCCCGAAGAUAGCAAAGAACACGUUGUCGAACGAACGCCCAGCUCGCCGAUCGUGGGAGAAAAGCGCCAGAGGGAAGACGACGAAUCCGAGCACUUGGAGGAACACCAACAUCACCAUACCGACCUUUCAGCACACGCCGACGCCGAUAAUGAUGUCAAGCCACUCGUCGCGGUCGACUCGCGGAGUCCGAACGGUGCCGUUAAUGGUACCUUCAACACACCCGUCACCGGCGUACAGGGGAUCAACGGCGGAGGUGCUGGACAGGGUGCAUUUGACGCGUUGUACGUCGGAGAUCUGCAAUGGUGGACAACUGAUGAGGACCUCCGACAAGUCGCAAUCAAUGUAGGUGUAAACCUCGACCACAAGGACAUCACCUUCUCAGAACACAAAGUAAACGGCAAGAGCAAGGGGAUCGCAUACGUAGAAUGUCGUGGCUUUGAGAACGCCACUGUUUUGAAGAACUGGUUUGACAACAAUGAUUUCCAGAAUCGCCGAGCGUCGGCGAAUUUGACAAGCUCGUCACAGGGCAACCCAUUCCGAACGCUGCCCAAAGAACCUCCUCCGCGAGAAAUGCGGCAUCAGGGCGGGGCAGUCACUGGAAGCGCCCACGCCGGGCGCGGCACCAGUGGAACCUUCCGCGGCGGUGCCGCAGGGGGGGCCGUGAGUGGGGGCAUGGGCAACCAGAUGGGCAUGAACAUGAUGAACAUGGGCAUGCGCGGUGGUAUGAUGCCCGGGGGCAUGAUGCGUGGUGGAAUGCCCAUGUUAGGUAUGGGAUUGGGCAUGGGCAUGGGCAACAUGGGCAUGGGUAACAUGGGUAUGGGCAUGGGUGGCGGGUUCGCCGGCGGGCGCGGGGGCAUGAUUCCGCAGGGUCCGAGGGGCGGCAUGAUGACUACCGGUACAGGGUAUGGAAGCAGAGGCGGCGGUAUGAUGGGCGGUAUGGGCAUGGGGAUGAUGCCCAUGGGAGGCCGUGGCGGCUUUGCGAAUGUGCAGGGGCACUUUAACCCAGCGUUUAUGCAGGGAGCUAGCGCAGGUGGCGGAAGUGGACAGUACACGCCUGACGGACCGCGGAAGAGAUUCAAGAUGGAAGAGAGUGGGUGA